AGUGCUUUUUGGAAGCUACAUUUUGAUCAGAAAAAAAAAAAUGUUUAGUUUUUCGGAUGCCGAUAUGUUUUCCCGCCGGUGUGUUUGGGUGAACGGCCCGGUAAUCGUCGGCGCCGGACCUUCAGGCCUGGCGGUGGCCGCCGGCCUGAAGCAGCAAGGCGUGCCGUUCGUGAUUCUCGAGAGAGCGGACUGCGUCGCUUCUCUGUGGCAGAAGCGGACGUAUGACCGGCUGAAGCUUCACCUGCCGAAGAAAUUCUGCCAGCUGCCGGAAUAUCCAUUCCCCGACCACUACCCGGAGUACCCUUCUAAGAGGCAAUUCAUCGAAUACCUUGAGUCCUACGCCGCGAACUUCGACAUCAGCCCGCAGUUCAACGAGUGCGUUCAGUCGGCCAAGUACGACGAGGCGUGCCGUCUCUGGAGGAUCAGAACCGUCUGCCGGGGCGGCUCUGAGGUGGAGUACAUCUGCCAGUGGCUGGUGGUGGCCACCGGAGAAAACGCCGAGGGGGUGGUGCCGGAGAUUGACGGGUUGAAGGAGUUCGGCGGCGAGGUUAUCCACGCCUCCGAUUACAAAUCCGGCGAGAGUUUCAGGGGUAAAAAAGUCCUCGUCGUCGGAUGCGGCAACUCCGGCAUGGAAGUCUCUCUCGAUCUCUGCAACUAUGGCGCCAAACCUUCCAUGGUUGUUCGCAGCUCGGUUCAUGUUUUGCCGAGAGAGGUAUUCGGAAAAUCGACAUUCGAGGUAGCAAUCUUCUUGCUAAAAUGGCUACCACUAUGGCUGGUGGACAAAGUUCUGCUCUUUCUAGCAUGGACAGUCCUCGGAAAAACGGAGAAUUACGGGCUGAAACGGCCCUCCGUCGGCCCGUUCGAGCUAAAAAAUACUCAAGGAAAAACCCCUGUUCUAGACAUCGGUGCACUCGAAAGGAUUCGAUCAGGCGAAAUCCAAGUAGUGCCCGCAAUCAAAAAAUUCUCGUGCGGUAACGUCGAGCUCGUCAACGGGGAAAACCUCGAAAUCGACGCGGUUGUUUUAGCCACCGGAUAUUGCAGCAAUGUACCUUAUUGGCUACAGGAGAGCGAAUUCUUCUCGAAGAACGGAUUCCCGAAAUCACCAUUUCCGAAUGCAUGGAAAGGGAAAGCCGGUCUAUAUGCCGUCGGAUUCACAAGGAGAGGGCUGUCUGGUGUUUCUGCAGAUGCUGUCCAAAUAUCACAAGACAUUGCAAUGAUUUGGAAAGAUGAUUUGAAGCAGAAGAAGCAAAAAGUCCCGAAUCACCGAAGAUGCAUUUCGACUUUCUGAUCGAAAAAAAUUUCGAGUUUUUUUUUUUUUUUUUUUGCUUCUUUUAUUCUUUCCUUAAUUUUAUUUUUCUUACCCAACAACAAAAAUGUAAAGAUACAGAAAAAAAAAAUGAAAAGCAAAAGGAGAUGAUAUAGCAUAUGUUAGAGAUCAGCCCCUCUCAAAAAGCCCAAGAGUUUUCAAGAAUUGGGCAUUUUGUAUACUUGA
Molecule: messenger RNA, 1492 nt
Organism: Erythranthe guttata (spotted monkey flower)
Lineage: Eukaryota; Viridiplantae; Streptophyta; Magnoliopsida; Lamiales; Phrymaceae
Product: putative indole-3-pyruvate monooxygenase YUCCA9
Biological process (GO): auxin biosynthetic process
Molecular function (GO): flavin adenine dinucleotide binding; N,N-dimethylaniline monooxygenase activity; NADP binding
Source: RefSeq, a predicted model, not a curated record